AUGGAGGAGUCGGUUGAUGAAGAAGAGAAGAGGGAUGAACAAGGCUUCGAUGAACAAAAUAAUGAUAUAGACUUUAUCUAUAAUGAUGCGGAUGAAUAUGGUGUUGAAAUAUCUGGUAUGUACUCAGAGCUCUACAGUUACUCAGAGGAGAAUGAGUUCAUGGAGAACGUUCAGGCAUUCACAGAAACGUUUCAAAGUGUCGGCAAGUGGGUUGAUGUUGACGAUAAGACUCGCCGAGGUUAUGUGAACAAAUUGCUUGAUAUCCUUGAAUCGUCAGAUAAGGACAAUCGCAUUAAAGCAGCUCGUUCACUUCUCUACCUACUUCAAGGUGUGUUUAAGGAGUGUGAUCUUGAGGAAGACCAAAUAACCUGGGCUCGAAGAAACGUUUAUCUUUGCAUCGAGUGUGGAGUUUUAUCUUCGGUACUGUCACUGCUUUUGUUGGAGAUUCGAUACGAAAAUUGGGCAAGGAAUUUGAGCUCGGCAACACCUGAUUCAGAUGCUAAUGGCGAUGUAUCCAAGAAACAGUCAGUCACAUUGCUAAACAGCACGAAUAUUCGCAUAGUUCUGUCGAUAAUUUACACCAUCGUUGAGACUGUUCGCGACGGAUGUCAAUCAGCAAACGCUAAUAGAUCCGUUGCCGCCUCAACAGCUGCGAUGGCGAAGCCCCCACUCUUCUCCUCAGUUGACCAUACAGCCAAGCUACGAGACCAGCUCAUUGAGGAGUUGGGUUCACCCAUAAACAAUGGUAGUUGUUUAGCAAUUGUCCUUUUUGGAAUGGUACACCGAUUUUGUAGCGGACUUGCUCCUCAUUUUCCUAUGAAGAAAACGAUUCUCCUCCUCUGGAAAACAAUUUUGCUCACUUUGGGUCCGCUCUCAAGUCUCUUUGAGAGAAAAAAUCGUGAUCGUUGUUUGGCCAACCUACCCGAGCUUCAUGAGGACACUCAUAUGGUUAUCCGUCGGAUCCGAGCUAAUAGCCCACCAGCAAAUCCCGCAGACAGUCUCCUUAAUCGACCUGUACGUCCCAACAAUCGUCAUUCUGCGAUUGGACAGGGGACUCAAGGUCCCCAUCAGGGGAGUCUAGCCGGUGGCCGCUUGGCUGUACAGCAACAAAUAGCUCAGCAGCAGCUGCAGCAACAAUUGAAUCAGCGCCAAAUGCAACGGCGGUGGAACAUUACGUUUAAUCUCCCUAACUCCGACAACGGUGGUGUUGGUGGUGGUGAGUCAAUAGAAGAAAAUGCGUCCCUUGGUAGCUCCACUCCGCGACCCGGUUCGCCGGUGAAAAGUGCAGACGGGAAUGAUUCGACGUUGACAAAUAUAAAUCCAAAGUUCUCACACUCUAUUCUCUCCCAGCAGCUCAUUACGGGUAUCAUGAACUCCCUUGCCGAUGUGAAAGUUUUGCCCUGGAGGCCGAAGGUUCGUACCAGCGAUAUUGAGAAUUUUCUGGACAGUGCCAGACAAAAGUUUAUUGGGUUCCGAGUAGCAAACGAUACCACUACGUUGUAUGGACUGCCAGAACCGAUUCAUGAAGCUGUUAAGGUGCUGAAGAAGUACCAUUAUAUGUCGCUCGGUGAGGUUCAAAUCAAAAGGGAGGCGGAUUUCGCCAAGUAUCCCCUUCUCCUUGUAGAGCGCUUGUACGUUGCAAUGCUUCCCCUUUUGCCUCAGUACAUGAUCGCAAUACUCAAGGUUCUGCUGGCUUCCGCACCCACCUCACGCACAAAAACUGAGCCCAUCAAUAUCUUAGCCGAAAUAACUCCUCCUGACGCGCCAGACAACCAGUUGCAGACUUUGAUAAUGAAUUACGAUGUCAACCGGCACCGCGAAAUCAUUGUGAAGGCCAUCUCGGGUCUCCUGCUGCUACUGCUUAAGCACUUCAAGUUGAAUCACAUUUACCAAUUUGAAUACAUCUCACAGCUUCUUGUCGUCGCUAAUUGCAUCCCAUUGGUCCUGAAAUUCUUCAACCAGAAUACUCUACUCUACGUACAGGCUAAAAAUAGUAUCUCCUGUUUGGAUUUCCCUGCUCGUGUCAUUGGAGAAGUUCCACAGUUAACGCCCGAAAUGCUAAGCAGUGAUUGGUCCCCUUGCUGCUGGCGCAAUAUGUUCUCUUGCAUCAAUCUGCUCCGAAUCUUGAACAUGUUGACCAAGUGGAAACACUCCCGAACCCUGGUGAGUUAG
Messenger RNA from Hydatigera taeniaeformis, 2172 nucleotides. NCBI's taxonomy places the organism in Eukaryota, Metazoa, Platyhelminthes, Cestoda, Cyclophyllidea, Taeniidae. The record is from the annotation of a GenBank genome assembly.